CGUAAUCUUGUGUAAACUGUGGAGCUGCGACCAGCCGGACCCCUGAGGGUCGAUGGAGGUUAAUGAUUACAGGAGCUGUGCUUAUUUCUAGAUCAGCCUGCAGAUCCUCAGACAGACGGACGGACGGCGGCUCACAGGAACCAUGUCUGCGCAGCGCGUCUGUGUCUCAGACUUUGAGGAGGAAGCCAGGCGGGUUCUUCCUAAAGCCGUGUACGACUACUACCGCUCAGGAGCCGACGGCCAGAGCACGCUGGCCGACAAUGUGGCCGCCUUCAACAGGUGGCAUCUGGUGCCGCGCGUGCUGAGGGACGUUUCCGUGGUGGACCUGUCCGUCUCUGUGCUCGGUCAGAGGCUCAGCAUGCCGCUCUGCGUCGGAUCCACCGCCAUGCAGAGGAUGGCUCAUCCUGCAGGAGAGACCGCCACCGCUAGAGCAUGCAAAGCAGUAGGGACGGGAAUGAUGCUGAGUUCCUGGGCCACCUCCAGCAUAGAGGAAGUGAUGUCAGCGAUGACAUCAGCACCAGGCAGCGGGGGGGUCCUGUGGAUGCAGCUGUACAUCUACAAGGACCGGGAGCUCACGCUGUCCUUGGUGCGCCGCGCCGAGGAGGCCGGAUACAAGGCGGUCUUUGUUACCGUGGAUACGCCCUACCUGGGGAAGAGGCUGGAUGACGUGCGCAACCGUUUCAAAAUGCCCCCACAUUUAAGGAUGUCCAACUUCUCCUCUUCCUCCCUCUCCUUCUCUGAGGACGACUACGGUAACGACAGCGGCUUGGCGGUUUAUGUGGCUAACGCAAUAGAGCCGGCGCUCAGCUGGGAUGACAUCACCUGGCUGAAGAAGCACACGCGCCUCCCUGUGAUCGUUAAAGGCAUUCUGAACGGUCAGGACGCCGUCCAGGCGGUGAACUAUGGGGUCAGCGGCAUCCUGGUGUCCAACCACGGAGCUCGGCAGCUGGAUGGUGUUCCUGCUACGCUGGACGUGUUGGAGGAGGUGGUGAUGGCCGUGGGGGGGCGCUGCGACGUCUACAUGGACGGAGGAGUGAGGAGGGGGACGGACGUCCUCAAGGCGUUGGCUCUGGGAGCUAAGGCCGUCUUCAUCGGCCGCCCCGUGCUGUGGGGGCUGGCCUGCCAGGGAGAGGACGGCGUCAUCGAGCUGCUGGAGCUUCUGAAGGAGGAGCUCCGCCUGGCGCUGGCUCUAUCAGGUUGUCGGUCUGUCGCCGAGGUGAGCCGGUCCCUGGUGAGGAGAGCGGACUGCACCUCACGGAUGUGAGGAGGCCUCAGCAGGACUCCCGAUGACAUCACCAGUUUGGGGCGUAACGAGGCGUCGAUGACACGAUUAACGAUGCUAAACUAAAACAUUCAUCAUUUGAUCUGAUAAUUAAGAGAAACUGUUUUUGAUUGAAAUAAAAUGAUCCAAUCAUG
Molecule: messenger RNA, 1416 nt
Organism: Cyprinodon tularosa
Lineage: Eukaryota; Metazoa; Chordata; Actinopteri; Cyprinodontiformes; Cyprinodontidae
Gene: hao1
Product: hydroxyacid oxidase (glycolate oxidase) 1
Exons: 8
Coding region: 143-1264 (373 amino acids)
Molecular function (GO): oxidoreductase activity; FMN binding
Source: RefSeq, a predicted model, not a curated record